AUGAAAUUAUUUUUAUAUAUUUUCUUUUCAAUAUUGUUAGGUUUAGAAGCGUGCAAUCAUAAAACAUGUGAUGGAUGCAUAAGAGAUAGUGCGAUAUGUGCGUGGUGCUAUCAGGAUAAUUUUGAAGAUAUUCGAUGCAAGGCAGUGACAGAUAUUACUGAAACUUGGUGUCCAGGUCAUAUUAUGAAUCCGAAAAGUAACGCAAUGGUGACAGAAAAUUUGGACUUUAAUUCGUCAAUUGGAAACGUUGUGCAGAUCAGACCACAAAAGCUGGAUGUUAUCUUAAGACCUGGAGAUUCAGUUAAUUUUGAAAUAUUUUUUAAACGAGCUGAUAACUACCCAGUGGAUUUGUAUUUCUUAUUCGAUGGUUCCGAAACGAUGGUAAAAAUCCAGAACCAAACCGCAAGUCAUAUUGAAGAACUAUAUAAAAUGAUGUAUAAAAUGACAAACAAUGUGUUUUUAGGGAUUGGUUCAUUUAUUGACAAGAACGCAUUGCCUUUUGCCUUUUUUAAAAACAGCACUCAUACUUAUUCAUUUCAAAAUCGAUUAAAAUUAAACAACGAUCUUGAACUUUCUAAAAAUGUAUUGAAAAAUGCACCAUAUGGAGGUAAUUAUGAUGUGCAAGAGGGUGUCUUAGACGCUCUAGCUCAAGUAAUAGUAUGCAAGGAUGAAAUUGAGUGGCGUAAUGAGUCGACAAAAAUUAUACUAGUUAUAACUAACCAGCCUUAUCAUACGGUCGGCGAUGGAAAAUAUGCAGGGAUUUUUCAGCCAUACGAUGGGAAAUGCUACCUAAAAAAUAAUAAGUACUCGAAAGAAUUAGAGCUCGAUUAUCCUUCAGUUAGUAUUAUUAACAAAUUGGCAUCUGAAGAGGAAAUAAUUGUCCUGUUUGCUGUUCACAAUGACGUACUAAACGCUUAUAACGCUCUCGGAGAAAAUAUCAGAGCCUCAAAACAUGCUGCAUUUCAUGGCAAUGAGAUCACUAAAUUAUUAAAGUCUAUAUAUAAGGGUAUCAUACAAAGCUUGAAAUUAAAAGUAAACAUCGACAGCAAUCUUCAAAAGUACGUACAAAUCUCAUUCAAUCCAGAUUGUUAUAAUCAUCCUGAAAACACUAAAUGUAGAGUUAAAGUGAAGGAAGAAAAAAAAAUUAUCGGCACUAUCAAACUAUUGGAAUACACUGAUGUUAAAAAUAUAGAAAUGAGCAUAUUAUUCGAGGGAAUUAAAGAAAAAUUAAAAAUUAAUGUAAAUGCUUUAAAAGAUUGCGAUUGUAAAAAAGAAGUGAAUUCAUCAUUUUGUAAUUAUGGAGGUACACUAAAAUGUGGUGUUUGCGAGUGUUAUGAAGAUAGAUACGGUGAAAAAUGUCAUAACCCCAACGACUUCUCAACUUGUAUCGCGCUUAACACUACUGCAAUUUGUAGCAACCAUGGGCAUUGUGACCGAGGAAAAUGUUCGUGUAAAGAAGGAUACGAAGGUAACUAUUGCGAGUGCAAGACCGCCUGUCCGCUAGAGACUGACGAUAGAUGCGAGUGCGUCUGCGGGGCGUGCAAGUGCAAGGCUGGCUGGGACGGCGACCUCUGCAAGUGCCCGUCACCCCCCGAUUGUUCCGCUCGUGAUGAUAAAAUAUGCAACGGUAGAGGCCUCUGUACGUGUGGUAAAUGUGAAUGUCAGGACCCUGCUAACUGGGACGUAAGAACUAAGCAAGACAAGUAUUGCAACGUGUCAUGCGCUGAAGAAGAGUCCUGCCACAAGCGACAGUGUUCCAUUUUAGAGCCACUUGUGUUAACCUACUUGCAAGAAGACGGUUAUAUUUAUUACGACAAUGUAAAUAUAACGAAAGAAAAAAAUUUAACAUCCCAGAACUCGACUGGUAUUUGGAACCUCUGCCCAAAAUUACGGGUUGAUGUAGGAUGCUACACUCAAUUUAUAUAUAGCUAUAGCGAGGAAUCAUAUGGCAUUCGGUUGAAAAUUCAAUCUGACUUGGAUUAUGCAGAGACAUAUUAUCUAUUAGGUGGUGUGAGUGUUUUGCUGUUGAUAUUAAUUGGAUUAGCGACAUUGAUUGCUUGGAAGUGCAUUACAGACCGACGUGAUCGACUUGAGUUUGAACGUUUUAAGAAAGAAGUCGCUGCGUCGGCAAUGUGCGAUAACCCUAUAUUCCAGCCAGCUACAAAUACUUUCCAAAACCCAGCAUUUGGCAAGAGAUCUUUUCGGUCU
This is a messenger RNA of Brenthis ino (lesser marbled fritillary), 2208 nucleotides long. Lineage: Eukaryota; Metazoa; Arthropoda; Insecta; Lepidoptera; Nymphalidae. The record is from the annotation of a GenBank genome assembly.